CAAUGUGAUUUACAGAUUUUUUUUUAGAUUCUGUCUCUCACAAUGGGCAUGCAUCAGAGAUUAGCCUCACUGUAUGUACAUUUUUUAUUCCACUUAUUUAUUCAUGUGUAUUUAUGACAAAAUGAUGGCAAUUAUGCAUGAAUGCAAAUAUGCAAACUAAUAUGCAUCAUAUUUUCCACAUUCUCACAUGAUGCAUCAGGUUCUUUGGGCUGUCUUCACGUGUCACGGUCGCUGUGACAACAAACCUGACCCUUUAAUUGUUCUCUUCUGCAGAAAGUGGUCAUCAUUUUUCACUGCAAGAAGGGGGGGGUAUCAAAAGCGGGAAGGGAAAGACCAAAUUCCUGCUGGAUUGGAGCAUCCACCGGUGCAGCUGAGCUAUUUUUAGUCGUGAACUACAUCAGCUCUGCCUGCAGACUCUGUAAGGGGAAAUCACCAGCGCGGCUUCGGCUUCAUCCAACCACUGACUUAUCACUAAAGCACGUGAAAGCGAGCAGCAAAGGCGCGUGGACGCACAGGCUUCCCUCCCUGUGAUUUUGGAGGAGCGGGAGGUGUGGGUUCCCGCGUGACGGAGCCGCGCGGGACCACAGGUGACCCACGCUCACGCACUGUCUGGAAGCAAGGCAGGUGGUCCGCGUGCGCGAAGGAAAAAGGGUGAGAGAGAGGAAGGGACGAGAGAAAAAGGGGGAGGUUCGCGCGCGCGCGCGCCGUGGUCGGGCUACUUUUCCUGACGACGCGUCAACCUGUGGAUAGAUGAGGCGCGCGGUGCGCCCACGGACACCCGCUCCCCUCUGACCCUCCGGGAGGACGCCAGUUCGAUUCCCAGCAGGAGGACAGAUGCCGGGAAGUUGAGGGCUCCUGCGCCACCCCCACCUACCCCCGCACACCCCCCCACCCCGCUUUAUGAAUGGCCGGAACAUGGAGGAGAUGCCAUUCGAAAGAGUUCAGACGCGGCGCAGGACGGGUCACUGCCCGGCCGCUGCCCCCCUGGACGCCAUCGCCUGCGAGGACGAGUUCAACAGCCACGAGCUGGAGGCUCUCUUCCAGAGCUACAACCUGAAGCUGGAGCAGACCUCCACCCUCAAGGCGCUGGCGGUCCUCAUCGUGGCCGCGUCGUCGCUGUCCCUGAUGGAGCUGCUCUCCAGCCCGCGGCUCACCCUCUCCAAGGGCUCGUACCCGGUGCACUGCGUGGUCUUCCUCUCGCUCUUCAUCGUCACCAACGUCAAGUACCUGCAGGUGACGCAGCUGCAGCAGAUCGCCAAGCUGGCGCUGCUCUUCAGCUUCACCUUUGCGCUGCUCUGCUGCCCGUUCCCGCUCGCGCUCGGCGCGUCGGAGCCGGCGCGCGCCGCUGCCCCCGAGCAGGGCGUGUGGCAGCUCAUGCUGGUCACGCUGGUGGCGUACGCGCUGCUGCCCGUGCGGACGCUGCUGGCCGUGCUGUUCGGCGUCAUGCUGGCCGCGUCUCACUUCGUUGUCAUCGCCACGUCGUUCACGGGGAGGAAGCAGCGGAUGUGGAGACCGCUGGUGGCCAACGCCGUGCUCUUCACCAGCGUCAACCUGUCGGGCGUGUUCGUGAGGAUCCUCACCGAGCGCACCCAGAGGAAGGUCUUCCUGCAGGCCCGCAACUGCAUCCAGGAGCGGCUGAGGCUGGAGGAUGAGAACGAGAAGCAGGAGCGUCUGCUAAUGAGCCUGCUCCCCAGAAACGUUGCCAUGGAGAUGAAGGAGGACUUUCUGAAGCCGCCCGAGAGGAUCUUUCACAAGAUCUACAUCCAGCGUCAUGACAAUGUCAGCAUCCUGUUUGCUGAUAUUGUGGGCUUCACCAGCUUGGCUUCUCAGUGCACUGCUCAGGAACUGGUCAAGUUGCUCAACGAACUCUUCGGGAAGUUUGAUGAACUGGCCACAGAGAACCACUGCAGGCGGAUCAAGAUUCUGGGGGACUGUUACUAUUGUGUGUCAGGACUGACCCAGCCGAAGGCUGACCACGCCCACUGCUGCGUGGAGAUGGGGCUGGACAUGAUCGACACCAUCGCGUCGGUGGUGGAGGCGACGGAGGUGGAUCUGAACAUGCGCGUGGGUCUGCACACGGGGCGCGUGCUGUGCGGCGUGCUGGGCCUGAGGAAGUGGCAGUAUGAUGUGUGGUCAAACGAUGUCACACUGGCCAAUGUGAUGGAGGCUGGAGGGCUGCCCGGCAAGGUGCACAUCACCAGGACCACUCUGGAGUGUCUGAACGGAGACUACGAGGUGGAGCCGGGCUUUGGCCACGAGAGGCACUCUUUUCUGCAGAAGCACCACAUCGAGACCUUCUUUAUUGUGCCGUCGCACCGACGCAAAAUCUUUCCUGGAAUCAUCUUGUCAGACAUAAAACCAGCCAAAAGAAUGAAGUUCAAGACGGUGUGCUACCUGCUGGUGCAGCUCAUGCACUGCAGGAAAAUGUUCAAGGCUGAGAUCCCCUUCUCCAACGUGAUGACCUGCGAGGACGAUGACAAGCGGAGGGCCCUGCGGACCGCCUCAGAGAAGCUCAGGAGUCGGACGUCCUUCUCGGCGACGGCCGUGCAGCACUCUCCUGCCACCCGAGUCAACCGCUACAUCGGGCGGCUCAUCGAGGCGCGGCAGACCGAGUCAGAGACAUCAGACCUCAACUACUUCACCCUGUUUUACCGCAGCAGAGAACGGGAGCGCAGGUAUCACCAGGUGUACGACGAUCAUUUCAUCAGUGCCGUGGUUCUUUCUCUGAUCCUCGCCACUCUGUUUGGCCUUAUCUAUCUGUUGGUGAUUCCACAGGGGAUGCUGGUGCUGCUGCUGCUGGUGCUGUGUUUGUGUUUUCACGUGGCCUGCGUUUUGUACUUGCAUCUCACCAGCGUUCAGUGCCAACCAGGAUGUCUGACAAUCCAGAUCCGAACAGUGCUGUGUGUCUUCCUCGUCCUGCUCACAUACUCUGUGACUCAGACUUGUGUGGUGGGCAGUGUGCCCUGGGGGAGGGCAGAGAAAAGCACUGGUCGUUUGGCCGCCACUCGGGGGGCGGCGCCUCAGAACGGCACAGCGGUGGACUACAUGACGUACGCCCUUCUGUCCUGCGUGGCCGGCACGCUCACCAUCGUCCCUUACCUCCGCGUGUCAUCCCUUCCCAAAAUCCUGCUGCUCCUCCUCCUCUCUGUCACCUACACUGUCGUCAUGGAAACCAGCGGCUACCGCCAAGCUGUGGGCGGCGGCUUUCUCCACACUCGAGGUUACGACCCCGUGCUGGCUGUUCUACUGUUUUCUGGAGCUCUGGCUCUUCACUCCAGACAGCUGGACCUGAAGCUGCGGCUGGACUAUCUCUGGGCAACCCAGGCGGAGGAGGAGAGGGAUGACAUGGAAAAGGUGAAGCUGGACAACAAGAGGAUCCUGUUCAACCUGCUUCCGGCUCAUGUGGCUCAACACUUCCUCAUGUCAAACCCCAGAAACAUGGAUCUGUACUACCAGUCUUACUCUCAAGUUGGAGUUCUGUUUGCCUCCAUCGCUAACUUCAACGACUUCUACAUCGAGUUGGACGGGAACAACAUGGGAGUCGAGUGUCUGAGGCUGCUCAAUGAGAUCAUCGCUGACUUUGAUGAGCUGAUGGAUAAAGAGUGCUACAGAGAUAUCGAGAAAAUUAAGACCAUUGGCAGCACAUACAUGGCCGCAGUCGGGCUGGUUCCUACUACUGCUUCCAAGGCAAAGAAGUCAAUCACCUCACAUUUGUGCACAGUGUCGGAUUUCGCCAUUGAGAUGUUUGAUGUCCUGGAUGCCAUUAACUAUCAGUCGUAUAACGACUUUGUCCUGAGAGUCGGGAUCAACGUGGGUCCAGUGGUGGCAGGAGUCAUUGGAGCCAGGAGGCCGCAGUACGACAUCUGGGGAAACACCGUGAAUGUAGCUAGCAGAAUGGACAGCACUGGAGUGCAAGGGAAAAUCCAGGUGACGGAGGACGUGCACCGCCUCAUUACCGACUUUUACAAUUUCGUGUGCCGUGGCCAAGUGAGCGUAAAGGGCAAAGGCCAGAUGCUAACCUACUUCCUGGAGGGCCGCAGGCCAGGCAGCCGGCAGCAGCAGCAGCAGACGACCAGCAGCACCCAGCGCCGCUCCAGCGCCUUUGCACAAGGGAGUGUGUGCACAAGGCUAAGCCCCGCCCCUAUCGCAACAUCAUACGGCAACAUCAGGACCCCGAGUCCAAGCGUAGCCACGCCAACCACGUCUACUAGCACCACCAGGUAUCUUCCCUCGGGGAUGGUGUAGCACCACUCUUGGUGAGCAGAAGAUCUGGAGCAAAGCCGCUCCCCACGCUUCUUCUACUGUCCGUGGAACGCAGGGAGGCGGAGACAAGGCGGUCAAAUAGGACACCAGAGACUGGUUUGUCACUUCACACCGUCGGGGGUCUUGAACUAAGACGCAGGACGCUUUCGCCACGUUGCUCUGACAUCCUCAAAGGCCAAGGAUGUCGGCGAGGCGUCAGAGUGGGACCAAACUCUGCCUGCAACCGCAGUCUCUGAAACCAGGAUCAAACCUGAAGCAAUGAUGCACAACUGAUAGUGUAGCACGCAAAUUUCAUUUAGCAGAUGCUGACCCCUUUGUCUUUUAAGUAAAUCAGUGCUGUUGCCUUAGCAACCACUCCUAAAGACAAAUUUUGAUUGCCUUUUUUGUUUUGUUUAACGUUGCCUUUUCUUUUUUGUUGUUGUUGAUUUUUGGACCAGCAGUUCAGAUGAUUUAACAGUGAAUUAAGCCAAAUGUAUAUCAAGUGCUGGCUGUUAAGGGAAUAAAGUUGCCAAAAAAAAAAAAAACACACAACAAAGGCAGGUACUGUCGUCAGGCACCUACGGGUCUGGGAUGUCCCCGCCCCCUUAAACGCAUGAUGCCACUGCUGCAUUCCAGUCCCGUCUGUUUCCCCGUGAUGCUUCCAGACUCUUCCUCAUCAAAGUGUAGCAAUAACGCGGUUUCGUCUCCUAGCUCCGCCCGCCCGCCCCCUGCAUGCGGUCACCUGCUGGACCUGAACGUGUUUUGUAGCCAGUAGAAGUGUGCAUAGCUAGCCAUUGAUCUCAGUGGAGUUGAAGCAUGAUUUAGGAAAAAACAAAACAAAAAAAAAACAUGUCUUCUCUGUGGUGUGGUUCCUACUGCCUCUUCGAAUUCUUCUGUUUUAUUUUUCAGUGGAAUUUUCUACGGUUGGUGGAAUAUUCCACCAACUUGAUGGUGAGAGAGAUAUCUCCGGUUAUCUCCGGUUCCGGACUCAUUGAGGUUUAUUUUAUGACUCAGCAUGCUACUCCGAGUAUGGCUGAGCGCAGCACACACUCUGCAUGCAAGCCCGUGGCUCCUGCAUGCACGCUUUGACGAUGCGGGUCGAGCGUCGGGCGCUAAAGUGACUCUUCUCUCCGUGGUCCUCAUGCAUGCACUCAAGGUAGCGGUUCCUCUUGAAUGUAAGGUGCUUUUUAUUGACACGUGUCUUCGCAAGCGAAUUCUGUCCAAGGACACAUUUCAGGAUCGACGGGCAUCAGGCCGGAGGAGGGGGGGAAUCCCGCCCACCCCCCCACUUCCACCUGCUGUCAGUCAACAGGUAGCUGGUUCUCAAACGUGCCAACCUAUUUUCAUAAACAUAUCAGACUACUUUUAUUGUGUCGAGCUGUAGCACAACUGAGUGCCUGUGGCUACGGUUUCUGUGGACUUGCCUGCGUGGAAUGCCUGUGUUUUUACUGUUUGAGCUGUUCUUUAAAGAGUUUUGUAAAACAAUCGCGAGGUGUCGACUUUGCAGGGAUUUAUGGGGACACCAUAAACUCCUAUUUAAGGACAGAGCUGAAAUCUUGAAGUCCGGGAAACUUUCUUUAAAGUUAAAAAUGAGGAUUUUUUAUACAUUUGAUGGAUCGACAAUGGAAGAAGUUGCGUGUAAUAUUUUUUUUUGUGUAAAUUGGAUAUUUUCAUACUGUACAAUACGGGUUUCAAUUGUUAUAUGUAGGCAUUAUCGGCUAUAUUUGUCUUUUUCAGAGAUAUAUUAGGAUUAAUCUCAUAUUUGUCAAGUUCUUUGGGUUGAAGAUGUAUUUAUGGAGAUGUUUUAUGUGAAUGUACAUUUUGUUAAAGACGGUAUUUUAUACUAAGUGUUUGCACUGCAAGAAUAUUGACGUAUUAUAACAAUAAAGUCAGUGGGAAUGCAAUUCCUGCAGAAAAAUAACAAA
Oryzias melastigma (Indian medaka) is the source of this 6167-nucleotide messenger RNA. RefSeq names its product adenylate cyclase type 1. Gene Ontology annotation, biological process: intracellular signal transduction; adenylate cyclase-activating G protein-coupled receptor signaling pathway; cAMP biosynthetic process. The record is from RefSeq and is a predicted model, not a curated record. Gene Ontology annotation, molecular function: adenylate cyclase activity. Lineage: Eukaryota; Metazoa; Chordata; Actinopteri; Beloniformes; Adrianichthyidae. Gene Ontology annotation, cellular component: plasma membrane. The transcript has 20 exons. The coding region runs from base 901 to 4245 and encodes 1114 amino acids.